Molecule: messenger RNA, 734 nt
Organism: Bactrocera latifrons
Lineage: Eukaryota; Metazoa; Arthropoda; Insecta; Diptera; Tephritidae
Gene: lush
Product: general odorant-binding protein lush
Exons: 5
Coding region: 253-618 (121 amino acids)
Biological process (GO): sensory perception of smell; olfactory behavior
Cellular component (GO): extracellular region
Molecular function (GO): odorant binding; dibutyl phthalate binding
Source: RefSeq, a predicted model, not a curated record
GUAUCGUGUAUGUGUGCGAUUUUUUAUAUUUUGUUUUUAUUUUCAUUUUAGAUAUUUGUUUGAUUAAGCGUUAUUGGUUUUUGGUUAAUUUGCAAUAAUGUGGGAGGUGCAUAGUAAAAGAGGGAAGAAAAAUUAUGGAAAAUAUUGCAUUAUCAUUGGAAUCGAAACAUGCAGUAUUGGACAGGCACUCACAAACAACAAACAAAUAUACAUAUAUGUACGCGUUGAAAAUGAAAAUAAAGAUAAGUAACAAUGCAGCAAUUUGAAACCUCCCUAGACAUGAUGCGCAAUGGUUGUGCACCAAAAUUCAAAAUCGCCACCGAAAUUUUGGAUAAUUUAAGAGCUGGUGAAUUUGUCGAAAACAAUGGCGACUUGAAGUGUUAUACCAGAUGCAUAGCACAGCUGGCAGGAACGGUAACUAAAAAGGGCGAUUUUAGCGUGCAAAAAGCAUUAGCACAAAUUCCAAUUAUAUUACCACCUGAGAUGCAGGGCCCAGCUAAGGAAGCGUUGAAUGCUUGCAAGGAUGUGCAAAAAAACUAUAAGGAAUCUUGCGAUAAGGUCUUCUAUACAACGAAAUGUGUGCGCGACUUUGAUCCAGCUACAUUUAAAUUUCCAUAAUUAUAUGCAUGUAUUUCAAUAUUGUCAGUAUAUGAGUAUAAAUGCGUAAUAUUCAUUUUAAGCCAAAAGAAAAAAGCGAAAACAAUACAAAAAAAAACACCUGAGAAAAACAAAGC